AUGUACAAUACAUUGAUGUUCGUUUCGGUCCCUUCAUUGCCGACAGAUCUAACCGCUCCAGGGGUCGACAUCUUGGCAGCAUGGUCCCCGAAAGCGCCAAUGUCAGAAUACGGCCUUGAUCCACGCUCGGUGAAGUAUAACAUGUCAUCCGGGUCGUCCGUUGCUUGUGCACAUGCAACUGGUGUAGCUGCCUAUGUAAAAUCGUUUCAUCCAAAAUGGUCUCCUGAUGCUAUUCGAUCUGCUCUGAUGACUACAGCUUCUCCCUUGAAUUCUACUAAAAACCCAUAUGGCGAAUUCGCCUACAGGGCGGGCCAGAUCAAUCCGCUGAGGGCCGUUGAUCCUGGUCUAGUUUACGAUGCGGAUGAAGCUGACUACAUAAAAAUGUUAUGUGCUCAAGGCUACAACUCAGAUAAAAUCAAACUCAUAUCCGGCGAUAAUAGCCAUCGUCCUGAUGUAUCCAACAUCACUGUGAGAGAUUUCAACUACCCUUUGAUGACGGCUUUCAUCAAAGAUGGCUCGCCAGUCACUAUAAAAUUUUCAAGAACGGUCACGAACGUUGGCCCGGCGAAUUCCACAUACAAAGCGACCGUUACGUCCAAAUUGAAAGCUAUAAAGGUCACUGUUGUUCCAACUGUUCUAUCUUUCAAAUCGUCAAGUGAGAAGCAAGAUUUCGUUGUGACGGUCGUUGGAGAAUUACCAACGGAUGCGACGGUGUCUGGUUCGCUGGUGUGGUCUGAUGGCAAACACAAGGUCAGGAGCCCGAUCUUUCUCUUUACCCGUUUCACUUAUCGUUGA
This is a messenger RNA of Magnolia sinica, 795 nucleotides long. RefSeq names its product subtilisin-like protease SBT4.3. The record is from RefSeq and is a predicted model, not a curated record. The coding region runs from base 1 to 795 and encodes 264 amino acids. Gene Ontology annotation, molecular function: serine-type endopeptidase activity. The transcript is spliced from 2 exons. Gene Ontology annotation, biological process: proteolysis. Lineage: Eukaryota; Viridiplantae; Streptophyta; Magnoliopsida; Magnoliales; Magnoliaceae.